This is a messenger RNA of Capsaspora owczarzaki ATCC 30864, 633 nucleotides long. RefSeq lists its product as hypothetical. The record is from RefSeq and is a predicted model, not a curated record. Gene Ontology annotation, cellular component: DNA recombinase auxiliary factor complex; condensed nuclear chromosome. Gene Ontology annotation, molecular function: recombinase activator activity; double-stranded DNA binding. Gene Ontology annotation, biological process: homologous chromosome pairing at meiosis; meiotic joint molecule formation; meiotic strand invasion involved in reciprocal meiotic recombination. NCBI's taxonomy places the organism in Eukaryota, Filasterea, Ministeriida, Capsasporidae. The transcript is spliced from 6 exons. The coding region runs from base 1 to 633 and encodes 210 amino acids.
AUGCUGUGCCCAGAAUCGGUCAUUCUCGACUACUUGAACAAGCAAAACAGGCCGUACAGUGCGAUCGACAUUUUCAACAACUUGCACGGCGCGGUUGGCAAAACGGCAGUCACGAAAGCGCUCGCGUCGCUCACAGCCGGAGAGAAGAUUAUCGAAAAGGAGUACGGCAAGCAGCAUGUCUACUGCCCAAGACAGGACCAAUUCGAAAUCCCCGAUGAAGCCGAACUCGACCAGCUCGACCAAACGAUCGAUGAGCUCAGGGAUCAGUUGCGCGAAGAGAGUGCUGCGUGCAAAGCAUUGGAAGGAGACGUAAAGGUCUCUGGCGCAUCGAUGAAAACCGUCGAUAUCAUUGCUCGGGUGGCAGCGCUGCGCACCAAGAAUGCAGCCAACAUGGAGCGCUUGGAAAAGCUCAAAACAGGCACCAAGCUGGUUUCUUCGGCUGAAAUUGCUCGUGUUAAGAAAAACUACACCACCGCUCACACGGCCUGGCGGAGUCGAAAGAAGAUGUGCAUGAAUGUGAUCGACCAGGUCAUGGAAUCCUACCCCAAACCCAAGGCCCAUCUGAUAGACUUGGUCAAGAUGGAAACAGACGAGGAGGUCGGCGUGAAUUUUGCCAGCAUGCCUGCUCCUUGA